Drosophila grimshawi is the source of this 3719-nucleotide messenger RNA. RefSeq names its product putative GPI-anchored protein pfl2. NCBI's taxonomy places the organism in Eukaryota, Metazoa, Arthropoda, Insecta, Diptera, Drosophilidae. Bases 203 to 2683 code for a protein of 826 amino acids. Gene Ontology annotation, molecular function: growth factor activity. The record is from RefSeq and is a predicted model, not a curated record. The transcript is spliced from 5 exons.
UAUACGUAUAAAUAUCGCAAGCCAAAAAUCCAUUAAUUGAAAUCCAAUUAAAACAAAACGAAAAAAAAACAAAUAAAGCUACGAAAUUCCAAUAACGAUUAUCAAAUGGUCGCUUGGAUUGAAUAUAACAAAAAAGCGUAGCCGAAAUACGAAUGCAAAUUAGAUGCAAAAUAAAUGGGUAAAAUGAGGUCAAGUAAAUACGAUGUUACCACAGUUUACGGUCUAUGCCAAGAUUAUUUACCUCCUGAUGGUGGUGAUUUCAGGUGCAUUAUGUACAGUAGAAGAUUACGUAAUAAUGUCACAGUGUGCACACAACAAAGCCAUACACCUAGCUGCGGAAGGAACAGUCUCAGUGACAGACAUUUCACAGAUACAAAAUAUAACGAUAGUCGGCCUCCCGGACUAUGUGAACAACGAAUUCAAAAUAGCUCUGUUCGCAAAAGAAACGCAAAGAUAUUUGUGUUUCAACGACAACUGGAGAUUAGUUGGCAUGAAGGAACUGCGCGCUACCUGCUACUUCAACGAGACCAUCGUGCACGGUUAUUUCGUGUUCCGUUCCGUAGUCGAUCUGCAGCGACGUGUUGGGUUCACGCAUCGAGGUAAACCUGUGGGGCCGAAGAAGAGCGUCAACGAUGCCUGCUACAUGUUCAAUAAGAUCGAUGCCGAGCAGUUUUUCCAUCAGCACACGUUACCAAAAUGGCGCGAGACAACAGCAAUGAUGGCGAACAGCAAUCGUAGCAACAGCAACAGCAGCAGCAGCAACUAUCGCAAAGUCUCGCGCAACAAAAACAAUCGCCACAAAUCGAAUAACCAAAAUCAAAAGUUGCAACAGCAACAUGCGCAUCAUGGCCAUAAUAGUAGUAGUAGUCUAAGUAGCACUAACAAAAAACAACAACAACAAUUAGCAUUAGAACGAAAACAACAGCAGCAACAUCAGCAGCAGCAGCAACGGCAGCAACAUCAGGUGCGACAUCAUCAUGAUGACCCCUCAAAGGUGCAGCGACGACAACAACACAGGCAACAGCAACAACGAGUCACAGCUAGUCCAACGAAACAAAUGACUGCCAAGAGUGCAACAGCAACAACCACAACAACAACGACAACAGCAGCAGGAGCAGCAGCAAUAACCAAAUCGUCAACGACAACAAUAACAACAACAACGCAAGCCAGCAAACGCAAAGGCAGACGAAGAAAGGCACGCAAGCAAAAGCAGCAACAGCAGCAGCAAGAACUGCAAAAAUUGCGACUGCUAUCGACAGCAGCAACACUUGAGGGCAGCACAGAUGAAAGCAGCAGCAUCAGCAGCAGUAGCAGCAGUUUUUCCACAGGAUAUGACGAUGGCUACAGCAGCAGCAGUAGCAUCAGCAGCAGCAGUGAGCCCUGGUCCACAUGGUUUGCCACACCCACAGCUACAAUUGAUAGCUAUACGCCAUAUGAGGACAGCAGCAGCAGCAUCAGCAGCAGCAGCAGCACAAGCGCCAACAACAUGUUGCUAACAACAGCAGAAGACAGUAUUAAAUCGUAUAGCAGCAGCAGCAGCAGCAACUACGAUGCCUGGUCCACAUUCAUCACCGAGCUGGAAACCGAAGCAUCAGCAACAAUAACAACAACAGCAACAUCAACUUCAAAUGUCGGCAAUGACACCGACUUGCUGCAGUACGAAGCAGAGCUGGUUGAGGACGUUGAAAAUGGGCUGCAAUCGACGGCAAACUAUGAAACCAAAGCAACAGCAACAACAACAGUAGCUAAAACUACCUCGACAACAGCAGCAGCAACAACUGCAGCAACGGCAGCAACAACAACAACAGCAACAGGCACACAUGCGGUGCUGCAACAAACGCCACUGCCAGCAUCACUGGCCACGCUAAUGUACAACAAAUGGCACACAACGCAGCAGCAACAUGAACCAGGUAACACGACAGCAGCAGCAGCAAGCGCGACAGCAGCAGCAGCAAGCGCAACAGCAGUGCCCACGGCAGCAACUGCAAAGCUCAGCAGGCAUCGCAGCAGCAGCAGCAGCAGCACCAACCCUAACCCCAACCAGCAACAAUUGCUGCGUGACAGCAACAGCAAUAACAAACAGCAGCAGCAACAGCAACACAAACUAUUACGCGCAGCAACAGCAAUGCCGACGGCCAGCACGCGAUCAACAGUGGCUGCCAGCAGUGCAGCAACAGCAGCGGUUGCUGUCCCCAUUACUACACCGCAGCAACAUAUUGCCGAUAAGCUGUUCAGUGUUCACAAGAACAUCAACAGCAAUCUGAACAACACGCUAACCGAAAUAGCGCCAACAGCAACUGCAACGACAACAACAACAACAGAAACAAGAGAAACAACAGGAGCAACAGUUGUUACAACAACCACUAAGAAAUCGCUGCGUAAAUCAAUGCAAAAAUUAUUAGCAACACCCUAUCAUCAGUUGACCUAUGUGCGCAACGAGGCAGGCGACAUAGAUAUUGAUAAUCUGGACAAUAUUAGCGUAUAUCCCGAUGUCUUCGAGGAUGUCUUUAACGAAAACGACAACAGCAACAGCAACAACAAUAUUACAACUAACAGCACCAAUAGUCGUCUGACUUUUGUUAGUGGCUUUCUGGCCACAUCGCCCACAGCCGUCUUACCCGAAUCUAUACGCAUUGGCAUGAUCAAAAUUAACAAUGUGCGACGAAAGCCCAGAUUGGCGUAGUAAAUUAAGCACGCAACAAAAAAAAAACUGAGUUUUGAGUGAUGGGUGGAUGGGUAGGGGAUACAAUCUGAUAAUCGGUUAUCGGUAAUCGGUUUGUGGGUGCAACAGUUAGACGAAUUAGUCGCAGUUAUAUAUAUAUAUAACAACAAAUAUAUAUAUAUACAUAUAGACAUAUAUAGACAUACCUAUACUCAGUACAGUUUUUUCGAAGCGUUUUAAUUUGAAUGGCAAAGAAUUUAUACGAGGCAAAUGAGAAAACAAGUGAAUGGCAAAAAUUAUGCAUUAAUCUAUAUAUAUAUAUAUAUAUUAUAUAAUGAACUGAUACAUAUACAUACUUGCCUAUAUAUGCAUAUGCAUACAUAAAUAUAUGAAGUUGCUUAGGCCACAAACUUUCGGCUUAUUGAUCUGAUUGAUGAUGAUGAUGAUGAUGAUGCCUCAACUCGGUCAGAACUUUGCAACACUUGGCUACACACCAACACACAUACACACAGAAAUUAAGAAACUCAGGCCACAUUUUCAUCAAACACUUGAAGCUAAGGCGGCAGUAAAUACCAGCAAUUACAUAAACAAUUACUUUAGUAAUUGUGAAAACAAUUACUUACAAUUACUGGAGCAAUGCCAAUUUAAAUAUUUAAUUACUUAAAUACAAUUAAUAUUUGUUAUAGUAAUUAUAUGAUGAAUAAACAAAUAACUGAAUUAUCAUUACUUCAAGUAAUUACGUAUAUGUUUUUUUAAUUACCAAAAUAUUUGUGCUGGAAACUACAGCUCUGCUUAUUACUAAACUUUUCCCUCUCUCUCUCUCUGUCUCUCUCUCUCUCUCUCUAUCUCUGCCUAUUUCCAAGCCUGGCCUGUCAGAGAACUCAGAACACACUUUCACAGCUAUUAAAACAAAAGUCAAGCAAAUCAGUUCCAUUGACGAACUCGCAGAACUGCUACAUAGUUAUAAAUGAAAGACAAUAAGAUUUUUAUUUACGAGUAUGUGCUAUAUAACUAACAAAACAAAACCAAACGAAAAACGAAAAAAAAACUGAUAUGU